Messenger RNA from Nilaparvata lugens (brown planthopper), 2518 nucleotides. Its product is annotated as probable nucleoporin Nup54. The record is from RefSeq and is a predicted model, not a curated record. Gene Ontology annotation, biological process: protein localization to nuclear inner membrane; NLS-bearing protein import into nucleus; nuclear pore organization. NCBI's taxonomy places the organism in Eukaryota, Metazoa, Arthropoda, Insecta, Hemiptera, Delphacidae. The coding region runs from base 544 to 1995 and encodes 483 amino acids. Gene Ontology annotation, molecular function: structural constituent of nuclear pore. The transcript is spliced from 11 exons. Gene Ontology annotation, cellular component: nuclear pore central transport channel; nuclear pore.
AGGAUCAGAUGCCGUUGUAUCAAGAAGGCAUUGGACCAUUGGUUCAACUUCCAUAUUUGAUUUUUCUUUGUAGGUUAUGUGUGAAAUGCGUUGUCCGUUAUUAUUAUAAAGAUAAAGUUUACUUAUCUAAUUUUGAAAGUAAAACAAAUAUUUAUCUUUAUAAAAAAUGGCGUUCAAUUUAUCAGCGCCUUCUUUUGGAAGUUCAACAACCACGCCAGCAUUUAGCUUUGGGACACCAUCUACUCAAACAACAAAAGCUGGAGGCUUUGGAACAACAGGAUUCUCGUUUGGAGGGUCGACCAGCUCGGCUCCUUCGUUCAACUUGAGUGGCACGGCCUCCACCACUGCCAAUACAGGAGGCUUUGGAUUCACUGCCACAACCACUGCGGCUCCUGCCUUUGGAUCAGCUUUCGGCUCAUUCGGUUCUACGUCCACUACUAGUACCGGGCAAACAGGUUUUGGCACCUUCGAGGUUUUGGAUCGACAACAACUUCUACAGCUCCGACGUUUGGCUUUGGAUCGAAUCAGUCGACAUCCAGUGCUAUGCCUUCACUAUUCAACAAGUUUGGACAAACAUCCACGGCACCUUCUACUAGUUUGGGUGGUGGGUUUGGAACUAGCUCAGGAGGCUUGUUUGGAGGGUUCGGAACAAGUUCGGGAGGCUUGGGAACUAAUACUGGAACUUUGGGCGGAACACCAUCAUUUGGACAAGGUUUGGGAUUGGGUCAAACACAAUUGGGUCAAACACAGUUGGGUCAAACACAAUUGGGUCAAACUCAACAGCAGCAGCUGCAGCAACAGCAGCUGUUAGCGGCUGGUGGGGGAGGAACACACUCGGACGCCGUUUGUUCGUCUGUGUUGAACUGCCACGUCUUCGGCGAUGAGAGGGACCAAGUAUUGGCCAAGUGGAAUCUCCUGCAAGCACUCUGGGGUACUGGAAAAGGUUACUAUUCGCAGACUGCGCCUCCAGUGGAAUAUACACCGCAGAAUAUGUUCUGUCGAUUCAAAUACAUCGGCUACAGUCGCAAGCCUACAGCUGAAACCAAGGAUGCCCUAGUAGCGCUUACUUUCAACAAAAAGGAUGAAGAAAUAAAAACUCAAGAAACUCAACUCAUUCAGAGCUUGAAUUCAGUGUUUGGAAAUCGACCGAAUAUUAUCGUCAAUAUUGAUUCGAUAAAACCACUAGCAGAAACAAAAUCUCUUGUUCUAAUCUAUGUUCAAGAGAAAGGACAAAAUGGUGCGUUGAAGAGAGUAUCACACAAUGAAAUAGUCAACUUCCUUUUGCAACCAAUGCAGAAACAGCAGAUGAUCAAUAUGGGAGCCGAUCAUAUUUAUCCAUUUGUGGCUAUAGAUGCCGAUCAACUCAAAGAGUAUUUGGAUACUGCUCCUGCCGGUAUCGACUCGAGGCUUUGGAAGUCGGCCCAGCUGGACAACCCCGACCCCGACAAGCUGAUCCCAGUGCCGAUAAUCGGCUUCAACGAGCUGCGGUGGCGGGCCCGCUGUCAGGAACAGGAGACCAAGGUGCACCAGGCCGUACUCGAUCGCAUCUCCGAGGAUAUCGCCGAGCUGCAGAGGCGGCAGUCGGAAACGGUCGCCAAGAUCACCGAGUACCGACAACGGUUCUUGCAGCUCGAACACAGAGUGCUCAAGGUUCUUGUGAAACAGGAAAUCACCAGGAAUGUUGGCGUUGCUUUGAGACCAGAAGAAGAUGUCUUGAGAAAUCAACUGGAUGCGCUGAAAACACAAAUCAAUAUGCCAACCCAUUUCAAGGGCCGACUAAGCGAACUUCUCUCCCAAAUGCGGUUGCAACGACAAGAGGCCACUCAACGCGAAACAUCAGGAGGCUACUCUAUGGACCCGACCAUGAAGGACGACAUUAGGCAAUACCUGAUGAUGGAACAAAACGGAAUGGCGCAUCUCAUCGAAGUCAUACAAAACGAUCUACAAGAUCUCAAGUUGAUGAAAGAAGGAACUAAAAAACUUUUAUCCUCAUAAAAACCUUAUCAUCCUUCCCUGUUAUUCUGUGAUCAAUUCAAAUUCAUUCAUUUUCCAUAAAAGUGAUUACAUACAGAAUUUUUAUUAUCAAUUUAAUAGUUUAGUUUCUAAUGUGUUCCCAUAAUUCAUAACUUUCAAAUUUAUAGUAAAUCAAAUUUUCUCAAAAUAAAUAGUAUUGAUGUUUUAGACUGCAUCAAAAUGAUGAUCCAUGUUUGUUUCAAAGCCAACUAAGGAUCUCCUCGAUUCUGAAUAAUACCGUAUUCUUAUUCAUGUAUAGAUUCUUACGGAAAAGCCUCAGAAUUAUGAUCCUUUGACUCCGGAAUUAUUUUAAUAAACCAACUGAAAUUCUUUCCAAUUUUGUAUAAUGAUAACGUAUUCUUAUGGAUUUUAUUGAUGUGUAGGUUCUUACGGACAACUUAAUUUCGCUGUAUAAACGUUUUAUGGUUAUAAUGAUAGUAAUCAUUUUCAUUUACUUCUCAUGUAAUUUCUAAGAUUUUUCUAAUAAACGUCUUUUUUAUAACUU